This is a messenger RNA of Scylla paramamosain (green mud crab), 1275 nucleotides long. RefSeq names its product ankyrin repeat domain-containing protein 40-like. Lineage: Eukaryota; Metazoa; Arthropoda; Malacostraca; Decapoda; Portunidae. Gene Ontology annotation, molecular function: protein binding. The transcript has 7 exons. The coding region runs from base 240 to 1115 and encodes 291 amino acids. The record is from RefSeq and is a predicted model, not a curated record.
GCUCCUUCCUGCGUUGUUUCAUUGUUCUUGGUACAGUAUUUGGAUGAUGUGUAUUAGAAAAUUACACUCGUGACAUUCAACUGUGACUUUAUGAAAGUUACAACUUAAUUUACAAUUUUCUUUUUCAUUUAAGCUGUCCUCAUCUGAGGUAGUUGAUUGCUGCCUGGCAGAACAUUGUUGCUACAUCCCAUCAGGGAAAUUCAUAGAAACAGGCAUCAACAGAUACAGCUAUACUUAAGAUGGAUGUUCAAAAGCAACAAGAAGAAAAGUUCCGAGAGGCUUGUUGUUUCGGUGACACUGAUGCUAUCAUGACAUUGAUCUCAAGAGGUAUCAAUGUUAACAGUCAACAUGAAAUUAAUGGCUGGACUGGAUUACACUGGGCUUGCAAAAGAGGGCAUACUGAGAUCAUUCAGUUGUUAAUGUCCCAUGGUGCUGAUCCAGAGAUUGAGAACAACCAGGCACAAAAACCAGCUAAUUUAACUACCAGUGCACAAAUACUACAUCUUCUAGGUGCUGAGAUCCCACCAACAAGUGAAGGAACAGCAGGAAACACAGACUCUCUCCCAAUAACACCCAGCUAUCUAUCAAAUCCUCCUAUUGACUACAAAGUACCUGUAAAUCCAGUUAGUAUGAAGAACCCCUUUGGAAAACCUCUGACAAAUGGAAUUGAAAGUGCAGAUUCCUGCACUGUUUCACAGUAUGGAAAUGGUGUGGCUACACAUCCCUCCACUCAAAUUUCUGGCUCUAACUAUGUGCAAGAUUCUUUGGCUAGACAAAACAAAGAAAUUGUACUCAAAGUGCGACUUGCACAUUCAGAUGAUCCAGAUUUUAUUGAGAUUGAAUUUCAAAAAGCACAAAUCAACUAUAGUUCCUUGUUGACAACUUGCUGCAGAGAAAUGGCUGUAAAUCCUCAGUUGGUGGAAAGAAUAAGAAAGCUACCAAACACUCGCCUUCGAAAUGACAAAGAUGUACAACGCCUCACUGACUACACAGAGCUGGAACUGGUAAUGAAGGGUCAGAGUCGUCCUCCUGUUGUACGAAAUGACACACAGUCCACCUCAAAAAAUAACUACAGCUCAAUUCAUGGAUUCAAAAAUCAGACCAUUUUGUAUUAGGUGAAUAUUUUCUCUUACCCUUAAUGUGUUUCAUUGCAUAUAAAACUGUAGUCUCACACUGAGGAUGGAAGGCAUUACUUUGUGUGUGUGUGUGUGUGUGUGUGUGUGUGUGUGUGUGUGUGUGUGUGUGUGUGUGUGUGUGUGUGUGUACUUAGUUGCA